UCUCUCUCUCUCUGCUUCUAACUCCUCCAUGGCAUCUCGACUUGUCUUCUCCGUGUGCUGGUUCGUCCUCCUCCUCCUCCUCCUCUCUUCUGUCUGUGGCGGUAGACGCCUCCGAGGAGAGUCGACGGCGCUCACGCUCGAAUCGGUGAGGAAGUUCUUGACGAGAGAGGAGGAUAGCAUAGUGUUCAGCCUCAUCGAGAGGGCCAAGUAUCCAUGCAACGCCCCUGCUUAUGAUCCUUCUUACUUGGGUCGGGCCACCAAAUUCCAUGCCCUGUCCCUCGUCGACCUCUUCGUCAGAGAGACGGAGGCAGUGCAGGCCAAGGCUGGAAGAUAUCAAAACCCUGUGGAGAUCCCCUUUUUCCCAAAGGAUAUGACGUUGCCAUCAGUGCCUCCUUACAACUUCCCAAACGAAUUGCAUGCUGCUGCUGCAUCUGUCAAUGUCAGCGACACCAUAUGGCGUAAGUACUUCGAUGAAUGGCUUCCACAAAUCACUUCGCAAGGGGACGAUGGCAACUACGCACCGACAGCAGCUGCGGAUCUCGUGUGCCUGCAGGCUCUGUCAAGAAGAAUCCAUUACGGGAGGUAUGUGGCAGAAGCGAAGUACAGAGAAGCCCCACAAGAUUACAACACUGCAAUUAGAGCUAAGGACAGGGAUGCCUUGAUGAAGUUGCUGACCUUUGAAAGCCAAGAAGACGCAGUGAAGAGAAGGGUGGAGGAGAAAGCCAAGGUGUUCGGGCAGGAUGUAACCUUGGGGAAAAGGGUGGACGACAGCAGCAACGUCACCAAUUAUAAGGUCGAUCCAAUGGUGGUUUAUAGACUCUACGGCGACUGGGUUAUUCCUAUGACAAAGAUGGUUCAGGUGGAAUACCUCCUCCGUCGCCUUGAUUGAUGCGUGCGCUGGAUUCCAUCUCAUGCUUUGGAUGCAAGCGAAAGAUACUUGAUCCGGUGAGGCUCCUCCGGAGGUUGAUUUGUUCUGUCGUGCAUCCCUUUCACAGCUCCAUUUGUUCCUGAAGAACAGCAAGCUCUUUUAGUAAUUUUCUUUACAAAGACACAGACAACUAUUAUGAAUAAAAAGUGCAUCGAUCCAAUUCA
This is a messenger RNA of Musa acuminata subsp. malaccensis (wild Malaysian banana), 1092 nucleotides long. RefSeq names its product chorismate mutase 2. The record is from RefSeq and is a predicted model, not a curated record. Gene Ontology annotation, molecular function: chorismate mutase activity. NCBI's taxonomy places the organism in Eukaryota, Viridiplantae, Streptophyta, Magnoliopsida, Zingiberales, Musaceae. Gene Ontology annotation, cellular component: cytoplasm. Gene Ontology annotation, biological process: chorismate metabolic process; aromatic amino acid biosynthetic process.